Molecule: messenger RNA, 429 nt
Organism: Liolophura sinensis
Lineage: Eukaryota; Metazoa; Mollusca; Polyplacophora; Chitonida; Chitonidae
Product: eukaryotic translation initiation factor 3 subunit A-like
Exons: 2
Coding region: 1-429 (142 amino acids)
Source: RefSeq, a predicted model, not a curated record
AUGGGCAAUUUGAAUUCCGGUACAUAUUUAGAGGAUGAUAGGAAUCCUGGCACACCUUUAGAGGACGAUAGGAAUCCUGGCACACCUUUAGAGGACGAUAUGAACCCUGGCACACCUUUAGAGGACGAUAUGAACCCUGGCACACCUUUACAGGACGAUAGGAAUCCUGGCACACCUUUAGAGGACAAUAGGAAUCCUGGCACACCUUUAGAGGACGAUAGGAAUCCCGGCACACCUUUAGAGGACAAUAGGAAUCCUGGCACACCUUCACAUGGCAACUUGAACCCUGCCAUGACUUCAGAUGAUGAUAACUGGAAUCCAGUCAAUCCUUCACAUGGCAAUUUGAAUCUGGCCACAAAAUCAGAUGGCAAGUUGAAUCCAGUCAAUCCUUCAGAUAGUAAUUCGAUUCCUCCAGAACCUUCAGAAUAG